AUGGUGCAAAAUGACAAUGGAUCUCUCUUUUCUCUAUGUGUUCACUCAUUAUGUAUGGCUAUUGAGGGCUACAUCAGGAUUAAGAUCACAGGUCCAUGGAGAGCGAAGAUACAUCUGUAUCUCUCGUUACCAACGCUAAGACGGUUCAUGUUCCUAAGCAGGGAGUGUCUAUCUCUUGUCACCAGCAUGAAAGUUGAGGCAAUGUCCAUGAAUCUGGACGAUAACACCUUAACUGGGCAUAGAAAGGAUGCCGUCACCAUCAGAAUCUCACGGAGAAUAAAAACACCAUACCUCAGUUGUUUUAUAACGCACUUCGACCUACAGUUCUUGGAUUUGGAAGAUGGAGGAUGUUUUGUAGCGCGGGAAGUGAUGGAGGAUAAACAUAAAGUCGUCAAGGUUGGUGCAAAUUACUCACAAGAAACGAGAUAUUCAGCUGCUCUUCGUGUUUUUGUACAGUUUACGAAAUGGAUUAAAACCGAGGGUUUGCAUAUUACAAUGUCGCCAACAGAUGCAGAAAUCAAACGGAUGCAUGCGAUUGUACCUAUUGGACGAAAAUUCUCUUGCUGUAGCCUGGUGAUAAACGAAUAUACGCAACUAGAAGACGAUGGUUAUGUAGUGGACCACGACUUCUUCGAUUCAGAAGUGGCGAAAUACGCGCCGUCUAUGAAUAUUCAUGGAAUGACAGAAAUCACUGAUGAGCAAUUGCUGCUUCUUCAAGCCGAUACACUUUUUGUUGCUGGACCUUCUAUUACCCCACAUGCAAUCAAUCGGAUUAUAUGGCAAUGGUUUGAAGGAAAACGGAAAAUUUCUCAAAUGUUCUUCGACGCAAUCAAGGAUCAUGCGGAAGAGACGAUUUUGAUGGGUUUUGAUUCGGCUGAUUUUCUCAAUCCAGAUCUGCUCCUCGACAUUGUCACCGAAAUCGCACAAUGGAGAGUACGCGAGGCUUCUCGCCCAUGGGUCGGUCUCCGAAACAAAGAUGGUCUUGUGAUUAUGGUGAAAAUUGGAAGACAUUCCUGCAAUUUGGUGAACUUGGAGCUGAACUGA
This is a messenger RNA of Necator americanus (New World hookworm), 1044 nucleotides long. RefSeq lists its product as uncharacterized. Bases 1 to 1044 code for a protein of 347 amino acids. NCBI's taxonomy places the organism in Eukaryota, Metazoa, Nematoda, Chromadorea, Rhabditida, Ancylostomatidae. The transcript has 11 exons. The record is from RefSeq and is a predicted model, not a curated record.